Aureobasidium namibiae CBS 147.97 is the source of this 948-nucleotide messenger RNA. RefSeq lists its product as uncharacterized. NCBI's taxonomy places the organism in Eukaryota, Fungi, Ascomycota, Dothideomycetes, Dothideales, Saccotheciaceae. The annotation marks the transcript as partial. The record is from RefSeq and is a predicted model, not a curated record. The transcript is spliced from 3 exons.
AUAUCAGUCGUUCGGGAUGGCUUGCGAUUCUCGUUGAUUGUUGUGCAGCAGCCCGUCCGAGCGCGCAUGUGUGGCUUUGGUGACAAGGACCGCAGACCCAUCACUCCCCCACCAUGCGUGCGGCUCGUCGUUACCGACGAACAGACACAACAGGAGGUCCCUGCCGAUCAACUAGACGCCAGCUUCUUCAUCCUCCAGGUUGAUCUGUGGGACGAACAUGGUCAGGUUGAGAAGAACAUCGUCAAAGCAGCCACAAACUCUCCUGCUACAUCCAUCUCGACCGCCACAACCACCUCAUAUCCUCCGCCGCCGGAGCGUCCGGCUCUCUAUGCUCCCCAAGUGCCAUAUGCUGAUCCUCGCACUGGUCAAUUCGCUGGUUACGGCCCUGCACCCAACUACCCUCCUGGACCCUGGGGCUACCCACAACCACAUAUGCCAAUGUACAUGCAAGGUGCUCCUCCCCCUGCUGGCCACUAUGCACAACCUCCCAUGCCUCCCGGCUACGCACAGUAUCCUGGUUCCCAGCCACAAAUGUAUUCUCCAGCCCAAUACCAACCUCCCAUGCCUCAGCAACAGCAAAGCAGCGGAAUGUUUACCCGCAAUCUCAUCGGCAGCUUGACUGUGAAUGCCAAUCAGCUACGCGACCCUCACGGGAAGGAGGGACACUGGUUCGUCUUGCAAGACUUGUCUGUCCGUACCGAGGCCGUUUUCCGUCUCAAGAUGAGCUUCUUCGAUGUUGGUGCUGGAAGCGGUGACGGUGGCUCGAAGCUGUCCACUGGCAAACGCCCCGUCCUGGCUACCGUUUUCUCUGAGCCAUUCCAGGUCUUCUCGGCCAAGAAAUUCCCUGGUGUCAUUGAGAGUACCGAGCUCAGCAAAUGUUUUGCAGGCCAGGGUAUCAAGAUCCCCAUAAGAAAGGAUGGUGGUAAGCACGAGGGCAAGGACGAAGAC